AUGGCGGAUUUCACGAAUUGGUUUGUCAAGGGUGACGAAGGGCUACUGCAAGAGUUUGAGGUCUACAUGGUGGAGCAGAUUGUCAAAAAGACGUAUGACGAGUUUGUCAAGGAAGAAGCAGAGAGGAAACGCAGAGAAGAGGAGGAAAGAGACUUGGCGGAAGCUCGCAAGUUUCAAGUCUACAACCUCAGCGUCAAGUUUUUCUACCGUUGGAGGGAAAUCGCACGGAAGAAUCGUCUACACAGACGUCGUGUCAGGGAUCGGGAGGAAUACAAGGCGGCGCUGGCCGAGAAAUUUGCCGCCGAGGCGGCGCGGAAGAAGAAGGCGAAGCAAGUCGAAGCCGCUCGACUGGCCGCUCUCCAGCGCAGCAAGGGCAUCGACCCGGUCGACGAGUUCAGAGACCUGCUCCAGAUGCAGAAGGACAAGUCGCAGGACCACGAGGAUGCGCUCUGGGCCAGCGGUAUCCUGGCAGGCAUCCACGAUGAACGCGAAGCGAUUGCCAGCAUCGUUAGACACCACAUGCCCCCGCCAGCAGCACCGACGCCGAAAAAGUGGAAGAAGUCGCUGCCUCCCAGCAACGUCAGCAUCUCUCGGUCUGAAUCGGCCAAGCCUGGUAGUGCCAAGACGCAGGCCUUGCGGGAGAAGUUCAGCGCCAGCACCAACAACCGCUCGACUUCCUUCCGUCGCUCGCUGCCGUCCAGCACCGGCAGCUCUUCUUUCCGGGCGUCUCCGUCGCCGAGCGAACCUUCCAAGCGCCAAAGCAGGGUAUCUGAUCGUUGGCGCCUAAAGGCUAUGGGCCUUGUUACAAUGCCAGAUGGAACCGCUCUGCCGGAAUCGCUCGCCAACUCGAUGCGGUAUGACGGAGCCAGGUACGAUGGAUGGGGCUCGUUUGGGCUGGACUCGAAGACGCAUCACCGCAGCCGUAGCACGUCUGCGGAUGUCGGGGCCGCCGCCGCCGCUCGCGAGCGCUUCUCGCAGUCUUUCCACAACCGAUCGGCAUCCGAAGCCAAAGGGCCCAGGGGCGCCUCGCCCACCACGAUCAAGCGAAAGAGAUCAGUCGACGACGAGCAGAGCACGGCAGUCGAUAGCGACACGAAGAAGAGGAAGGCAGCCGGCAACGCGGAUCUCGAGCAGAUCCUGCGUGACGCCAAGGAGACGCUGAGCGCCCUGAGGAGCUCGAGGAUGGAACUGGACGAAGGGGCUGGCUGGUUCAGGGAGCAGAGCGAGAUGAUGCAGCAGGAGGAGGCUCUGAGCAGGAGGAGCAGCUCGGCAUGGGGCGAGCGGCUAUGA
This is a messenger RNA of Verticillium dahliae VdLs.17, 1290 nucleotides long. RefSeq lists its product as uncharacterized. The record is from RefSeq and is a predicted model, not a curated record. The coding region runs from base 1 to 1290 and encodes 429 amino acids. NCBI's taxonomy places the organism in Eukaryota, Fungi, Ascomycota, Sordariomycetes, Glomerellales, Plectosphaerellaceae. The transcript has a single exon.